This is a messenger RNA of Nematolebias whitei (Rio pearlfish), 2150 nucleotides long. RefSeq names its product acetyl-CoA acyltransferase 1 (gene acaa1). Lineage: Eukaryota; Metazoa; Chordata; Actinopteri; Cyprinodontiformes; Rivulidae. Bases 225 to 1505 code for a protein of 426 amino acids. Gene Ontology annotation, cellular component: peroxisome. Gene Ontology annotation, biological process: phenylacetate catabolic process; fatty acid beta-oxidation. Gene Ontology annotation, molecular function: acetyl-CoA C-acyltransferase activity. The transcript has 12 exons. The record is from RefSeq and is a predicted model, not a curated record.
AAAACUCGGUUUAAAGUACACGGAGCUGCAGACUGGUCCGGAUCUUUUAGUCCGUGUGGUUCUGACAGCUCCGGAUCUUUUAGUCCGUGUGGUUCUGACAGCUCCGGAUCUUUUAGUCCGUGUGGUUCUGACAGCUCCGGAUCUUUUAGUCCGUGUGGUUCUGACAGGUCCGGAUCUUUUUGUCCGUGUGGUUCUGACAGCUCCGGCUGUUUGUUCCUCCCGUCAUGAACAGGCUGAAGAUAAUUUCUGGACAUUUAUGUCCCGGCGGCUCCUCCUCGGAGCUCCGACGGGACUUGCGGAGCUCAGAGACCGGCUCUGCGGUGGGAGGUUCCGGGGAGGAGGUGGUGGUGGUUCACGGACGGAGGACCGCCAUUGGGAAAGCCAAGAGAGGCGGCUUUAAGGACGCCACACCUGACGAGCUGCUGAGCGCCGUGAUGAGCGCCGUCCUCAGAGAUGUUGGACUGGACCCAGACAGACUGGGGGACAUCUGUGUGGGAAACGUUCUGCAGCCCGGAGCGGGGGCUUUGAUGGCCCGAGUGGCUCACUUCCUCAGUGGGUUCCCUGAGACGGUUCCUGUUUACACCGUGAACCGUCAGUGUUCCUCCGGACUGCAGGCGCUCCUCAACAUCGCAGGAACCAUCCGGAGCGGAACCAUCGACCUGGGCCUGGCCUGCGGGGUGGAGAGCAUGUCGCUGCGGGCCAUGAACGACCCGGGGGACCUGAGCCCCGACCUGACGGAGAACCAGAAGGCCCGGGACUGCAUCGUCCCGAUGGGAAUCACGUCGGAGAACGUGGCGGAACGAUUCGGCGUCUCCAGAGAUAAACAGGACUCCUUCGCCCUCAGCUCCCAGAUGAAGGCGGCCCAGGCCCAGAACUCGGGUCGGUUCGACUCGGAAAUAGUUCCGGUCACCGUCAGGUUCUUGGACGAUGGCGGCGCCGAGCGUCAGGUGACUGUGAGCAAAGACGAGGGCGUCAGACCCGGAACCACACUGGCCGGACUCUCUAAACUCCGACCUGCCUUCAAACCUGAUGGCAGCACCACAGCAGGUAACUCCAGCCAGGUGAGCGACGGGGCGGCGGCGGUCCUGCUGGGCCGCAGGUCGGCCGUGGAGGCUCUGGGUCUGCCGGUUCUAGGGGUCUUGCGGGCCAGCGCCGUGAUGGGGGUCCCCCCAGACGUGAUGGGGAUCGGACCGGCGUUGGCCAUCCCCGCGGCGCUGCAGCAGGCAGGUCUCACUCUGGACGACAUCGACGUGUUUGAAAUCAACGAGGCCUUCGCCAGCCAGGUUGUGUUCUGCGUGGAGAAACUGGGCAUCCCGCCGGAGAAGGUGAACCCGAACGGCGGCGCCAUCGCUCUGGGCCACCCUCUGGGCUGCACCGGGGUCCGGCAGGUGGUGACGCUGCUGAACGAGCUCCAGCGCCGAGGUCGGAGGGCCUUCGGAGUCGUGUCCAUGUGCAUCGGAACCGGCAUGGGAGCUGCCGCCGUGUUCGAGUACCCUGGACCUUAGCUGCAGAACGGGACCCGUGAGAUCAAGGUUAACAUCCUGCAGGUCCACAGCUUCCAGAACCAACAUCUGGACCAUUUCAGAGAUCUUUGUCUCAGGUACCUGAACAAUCUGAAGAACCAGAACCACAGAACUUCUUAAACGACCCAGAAUCCUCCAGUUCAUCUUUAUUAUACUCAUGUGACACGUGGACCGGAGCAGAACCUGCUGGUUCUGUUCCCUCCAAACCAGGUGACCCAAAACAAACCUCUUUAUCGGACGAGAUAAAACCAGUUUGGAUCGAAAGGUUCUGGUCCGAAUUUAACACUUUACUGCAGAGUGGCUUCAGAUCAGUUCAGAACCGGGUCGGUUCUGCUCAUUACAACCAGCUCACAGAAUGAACAGAACCACCUGAAACAUUUUCUAUUCAGAGGCUGAGAAACAGGAAACAGUCAAGUUCUACUUCCUGAUUCUGUUGGAUUAGAUGAGUCAGCAGAUUUUCCUUUAAAACAUCACAAGUAAUCAUUAUUAAUUAUCAAUCAAUAAUUAAUAGUUUGAUCCUUUAGUUUGUGAUUAAAGUGCCUUCAAGCUGUAGACUGACACCAGAACCUGACGUGGUUCUGGCAGAGGUUCUGUAAUAAAACGUGAUAAUAAAACAUUCCAACGUGU